Messenger RNA from Mauremys reevesii (Reeves's turtle), 9914 nucleotides. RefSeq lists its product as uncharacterized. Gene Ontology annotation, molecular function: DNA-binding transcription factor activity, RNA polymerase II-specific; RNA polymerase II transcription regulatory region sequence-specific DNA binding. Gene Ontology annotation, cellular component: nucleus. NCBI's taxonomy places the organism in Eukaryota, Metazoa, Chordata, Testudines, Geoemydidae. Gene Ontology annotation, biological process: regulation of transcription by RNA polymerase II. The record is from RefSeq and is a predicted model, not a curated record.
UAUCAGGAAGAUCCAAAGGGAAUGUUUCCGGGCGUUGUGCACUCCCAGAAAAAGCCAAAGCCUGUGAGACUCAGCAGAUGCCAGAGGAAAACUUCAGUAGCCACUCAGACCUUAUAACCCGCGACAGAAUCCACUUGGAAGGGAGACGCUACACAUGCCAUGAGUGUGGGAAAAGCUUCAAUCGGAGCUCGGACCUUCUCGUACAUCGUAGAAUCCACACAGGAGAGACGCCCUACACAUGGUCUGAGUGCGGGAAAAGCUUCAAUCAGAGCUCUACCCUGAGCGCACACAGCAGAAUCCACACGGGUGAGAAACCUUAUGGAUGCUCUGAGUGCGGGAAAAGCUUCAGUCGGCGUUCAAACCUUAUCAGACAUCAGAGACUCCACACAGGAGAGACGCCCUACACAUGCUCUGAGUGCGGGAAAAGCUUUAAGCACUGCUCUGCCCUGAGCAGACAUCGGAAAAUCCACACGGGUGAGAAACCUUAUGGAUGCUCUGAGUGCGGGAAAAGCUUCAAUCAGAGCUCUACCCUGAGCGCACACAGCAGAAUCCACACGGGUGAGCAACCUUAUGGAUGCGCUGAGUGCGGGAAAAGCUUCAGUCGGCGCUCACACCUUAUCAGACAUCAGAGAAUCCACACCGGGGAGAAGCCCUACACGUGCUCCGAGUGCGGGAAAAGCUUCAGUCGGCGUUCACACCUUAUCACACAUCAGAGAAUCCACACCGGGGAGAAGCCCUACACGUGCUCCGAGUGCGGGAAAAGCUUCAAAAGGAGCUCACACCUUAUUAGACAUCGCAAAAUCCACAUUGGAGAACUACGCUACACAUGCCAUGAGUGUGGGAAAAGCUUCAGUUGCAGCUCACAUCUUAUCAUGCAUCAGAGAACCCACACAGGAGAGAAGCCCUACACAUGCUCUGAGUGCGGGAAAAGCUUUAAUCGGAGCUCUACCCUGAGCGUACAUGGGAGAAUCCACACGGGUGAGAAACCUUAUGGAUGCGCUGAGUGCGGGAAAAGCUUUAGUCAGCAUUCACAGCUUAUCUCACAUCAGAGAAUCCACACAGGAGAGAAGCCCUACACGUGCUCUGAGUGCGGGAAAAGCUUUAAUCACAGCUCUGCCCUGAGCAAACAUCGGAGAAUCCACACGGGUGAGAAACCUUAUGGAUGCGCUGAGUGCGGGAAAAGCUUUAGUCACCGUUCAGACCUUAUCUCACAUCAGAGACGCCACACAGGAGAGACGCCCUACACGUGCGCUGAGUGCGGGAAAAGCUUUAGUCAGCGUUCAAACCUUAUCAGACAUCAGAGACUCCACACUGGGGAGAAGCCCUACACGUGCUCUGAGUGCGGGAAAAGCUUUAAUCACAGCUCUACUCUGAGGACACAUUGCAGAAUCCAUACGGGUGAGAAACCUUAUGGAUGUUCUGAGUGCGGGAAAAGCUUCAAUCAGAGCUCAGAGCUUCUCGUACAUCGUAGAAUCCACACAGGAGAGACGCCCUACACAUGCUCUGAGUGCGGGGAAAGCUUCAAAAGGAGCUCACACCUUAUUAGACAUGGCAAAAUCCACUUUGUAGAACUAUGCUACACAUGCCAUGAGUGCGGGAAAAGCUUCAGUCGGCGUUCAAACCUUAUCACACAUCAUAGAAUCCACACAGGAGAGACGCCCUACACAUGCUCUGAGUGCGGGAAAAGCGUUAGUCACCGUUCACACCUUAUCACACAUCGUAGAAUCCACACAGGAGAGAUGCCCUACACAUGCUCUGAGUGCGGGAAAAGCUUUAAGCACAGCUCUGCCCUGAGCGCACAUAGGAGAAUCCACACGGGUGAGAAACCUUAUGGAUGCUCUGAGUGCGGGAAAAGCUUUAGUCAGCGUUCACACCUUAUCAGACAUCAGAGAAUCCACACAGGAGAGACGCCCUACACGUGCUCUGAGUGCGGGAAAAGCUUUAAGCGCAGCUCUGGCCUGAGCAGACAUCAGGGAAUCCACACGGGUGAGAAACCUUAUGGAUGCUCUGAGUGCGGGAAAAGCUUCAGUCGGCGUUCACACCUUAUCACACAUAAGAGAAUCCACACAGGAGUGAAGCCCUACACAUGCUCUGAGUGCGGGGAAAGCUUUAAUCAGAGCUCUGCCCUGAGCAGACAUAGGAGAAUCCACACGGGUGAGAAACCUUAUGGAUGCGCUGAGUGCGGGAAAAGCUUCAGUCAGCGUUCACACCUUAUCGGACAUCAGAGAAUCCACACGGGUGAGAAACCUUAUGGAUGCGCUGAGUGCGGGAAAAGCUUUAGUCAGCGUUCAGACCUUAUCGGACAUCAGAGAAUCCACACAGAAGAGACGCCCUACACGUGCUCUGGGUGCGGGAAAAGCUUUAAUCACAGCUCUGCCCUGAGCAGACAUCAGGGAAUCCACACGGGUGAGAAACCUUAUGGAUGCGCUGAGUGCGGGAAAAGCUUCAGUCGGCGUUCAAACCUUAUCUCACAUCAGAGAAUCCACACAGGAGUGAAGCCCUACACGUGCUCUGAGUGCGGGAAAAGCUUUAAGCAGAGCUCUGCCCUGAGCGCACAUUGGAGAACCCACACGGGUGAGAAACCUUAUGGAUGCUCUGAGUGUGGAAAAAGCUUUAAGCAGAGCUCCGCCCUGAGCGGACAUUGGAAAAUCCACACGGGUGAGAAACCUUAUGGAUGCGCUGAGUGCGGGAAAAGCUUUAGUCAGCGUUCAAACCUUAUCAAACAUCAGAGAAUCCACACAGGGGAGACGCCCUACACGUGCUCUGAGUGCGGGAAAAACUUUAAGCACUGCUCUGCCCUGAGCAGACAUCGGAAAAUCCACACGGGUGAGAAACCUUAUGGAUGCUCUGAGUGCGGAAAAAGCUUUAAGCAGAGCUCUGCCCUGAGCGCACAUUGGAGAAUCCACACGGGUGAGAAACCUUAUGGAUGCUCUGAGUGCGGGAAAAGCUUUAGUCAGCGUUCAAACCUUAUCAAACAUCGUAGAAUCCACACAGGAGAGACGCCCUACUCAUGCCAUGAGUGUGGGAAAAGCUUCAAUCGGAGCUCAGACCUUCUCGUACAUCGUAGAAUCCACACAGGAGAGAUGCCCUACACAUGCUCUGAGUGCGGGAAAAGCUUUAAUCACAAUUUUACCCUGACCAGACAUCGGAGAAUCCACACGGGUGAGAAACCUUAUGGAUGCUCUGAGUGCGGGAAAAGCUUCAGUUGGCGUUCAAACCUUAUCACGCAUCGUAGAACCCACACGGGGGAGAAGCCCUACACAUGCGCUGAGUGCGGGAAAAGCUUCAGUCAACGCUCAAGCUUUAUCACACAUCAGAGAAUCCACACGGGGGAAAAGCCCUACACUUGCUUUGAGUGCGGGAAAUGCUUUAAUGAAAGCUCUACCCUGAGCAAACAUCACAGAGUCCACACGGGUGAGAAACCUUAUGGAUGCGCUGAGUGCGGGAAGAGCUUUAGUCAAAGUUCAGACCUUAUCAAACAUCAGAGACUCCACACAGGGGAGACGCCCUACACAUGCCCUGAGUGUGGGAAAAGCUGUAAUCACAGCUCUGCCCUGCGCAAACAUCGGAGAGUCCACACGGGUGAGAAACCUUAUGGAUGCGCUGAGUGCGGGAAAAGCUUCAGAGAGCGUUCAGACCUUAUCAGACAUCAGAGACUUCACACAAGAGAGACGCCCUACACAUGCGCUGAGUGCGGGAAAAGCUUUAAGCACAGCUCUGCCCUGAGCAGACAUCAGACAAUCCACACAGGGGAGAAGCCCUACACGUGCUCUGAGUGCGGGAAAAUCUUUGGUCAUCACUCAACCCUUAUCACACAUCAGAGAAUCCACACAGGGGAGACGCCCUACAUGUGCUCUGAGUGCGGGAAACGCUUUAAUGACAGCUCUACUCUGACCAGACAUCGAAGAAUCCACACGGGUGAGAAACCUUAUGGAUGCUCUGAGUGCGGGAAAAGCUUCAGAGAGCGUUCACACCUUAUCAGACACCAGAGACUUCACACAGGAGAGACGCCCUACACAUGCGCUGAGUGUGGGAAAAGCUUUAAGCACAGCUCUACCCUGAGGAAACAUCAGAGAAUCCACACGGGUGAGAAACCUUAUGGAUGCGCUGAGUGCGGGAAAAGCUUCAGUCAGCGUUCAUACCUUAUCUCACAUCAGCGAAUCCACACAGGAGAGAAGCCCUACACGUGCUCUGAGUGCGGGAAAAUCUUCAGUCGGCGUUCACACCUUAUCACACAUCAGAGACUCCACACAGGAGAGAGGCACACGUGCGCUGAGUGCGGGAAAAGCUUUAAUCAGCGUUCACAGCUUAUCUCACAUCAGAGAAUCCACACAGGAGAGACGCCCUACACAUGCUCUGAGUGCGGGAAAAGCUUUAAUCACAGCUCUACCCUGAGCAGACAUAGGAGAAUCCACACGGGUGAGAAACCUUAUGGAUGUUCUGAGUGUGGGAAAAGCUUCAAAAAGAGCUCACACCUUAUUAGACAUCGUAGAAUCCACACAGGAGAGAUGCCCUACACAUGCUCUGAGUGCGGGAAAAGCUUUAAGCACACCUCUACCCUGAGCGCACAUCAGAGAAUCCACACGGGUGAGAAACCUUAUGGAUGCGCUGAGUGCGGGAAAAGCUAUAGUCAGCGUUCAAGCCUUAUCAGACAUCAGACACUCCAUACUGGGGAGAAGCCCUACACGUGCUCCGAGUGCAGGAAAAGCUUUAGUCAGAGCUCUGACCUGAGCGCACAUCGGAGAAUCCACACGGGUGAGAAACCUUAUGGAUGCUCUGAGUGCGGGAAAAGCUUUAGUCAGCGUUCAAACCUUAUCAUACAUCAGAGAAUCCACACAGGAGAGACGCCCUACACAUGCUCUGAGUGCGGGAAAAGCUUUAAGCACAGCUCUGCCCUGUGCAAACAUCGGAGAAUCCAUACGGGUGAGAAAACUUAUGGAUGUUCUGAGUGUGGGAAAAGCUUCAAAAAGAGCUCACACCUCAUUAGACAUCAGCCAAUCCACACAGGAGAGACGCCCUACACAUGCUCUGAGUGCGGGAAAAGCUUUAAGGACAGCUCUACCCUGAGUGCACAUAGGAGAAUCCACACGGGUGAGAAACCUUAUGGAUGCGCUGAGUGCGGGAAAAGCUUUAGUCACCGUUCAAACCUUAUCUCACAUCAGAGAAUCCACACAGGAGAGAAGCCCUACACAUGCUCUGAGUGCGGGAAAAGCUUUAAGGACAGCUCUGCCCUGAGCGCACAUAGGAGAAUCCACAUGGGUGAGAAACCUUAUGGAUGCUCUGAGUGCGGAAAAAGCUUCAGUCAGCGUUCACACCUUAUCACACAUCGUAGAACCCACACAGGAGAGAUGCCCUACACAUGCUCUGAGUGUGGGAAAAGCUUUAAUCACAGCUCUGUCCUGAGCAGACAUCAGGGAAUCCACACGGGUGAGAAACCUUAUGGAUGCUCUGAGUGCGGGAAAAGCUUCAGUCAGCGUUCACACCUUAUCACACAUCGUAGAACCCACACAGGAGAGAUGCCCUACACAUGCUCUGAGUGUGGGAAAAGCUUUAAUCACAGCUCUGACCUGAGCAGACAUCAGGGAAUCCACACAGGUGAGAAACCUUAUGGAUGCUCUGAGUGCGGGAAAAGCUUCAGUCAGUGUUCAAACCUUAUCAUACAUAAGAGAAUCCACACAGGAGUGAAGCCCUACACAUGCUCUGAGUGCGGGAAAAGCUUUAAGCAGAGCUCUGCCCUGAGCAGACAUAGGAGAAUCCACACGGGUGAGAAACCUUAUGGAUGCGCUGAGUGCGGGAAAAGCUUUAGUCAGCGUUCACACCUUAUCUCACAUCAGAGAAUCCACACUGGAGAGAAGCCCUACACUUGCUCGGAGUGCGGGAAAAGCUUCGGUCAGCACUCAACCCUUAUCACGCAUCAGAGAAUCCACACGGGAGAGACGCCCUACAUGUGCUCCGAGUGCGGGAAAAGCUUCAGUGAUCAUUCAGCCCUUACCACACAUGAGAGAGUCCACACAGGAGAGACGCCCUACACGUGCCCUGAGUGCGGGAAAAGCUUCAUUGAUAGUUCAAGCCUCAUCUCACAUCAGCGAAUCCACACAGGGGAGACGCCCUACAUGUGCUCUCAGUGCGGGAAAUGCUUUAAUCACAGCUCUACCCUAAGCAAACAUGGAAGAAUCCACACGGGUGAGAAACCUUAUGGAUGCUUUGAGUGCGGGAAAAGCUUUAGUCAGCGUUCAGACCUUAUCACGCAUCAGAGAACCCACACAGGGGAGAAGCCCUACAAGUGUUCUGAGUGCGGAAAAAGCUUCAGUCAGCGCUCAACCCUUAUCUCGCAUAAGAGAAUCCACACAGGAGAGAAGCCCUACACGUGCACUGAGUGCGCGAAAAGCUUUAGUCAGCGUUCAGACCUUAUCACGCAUCAGAGAACCCACACAGGGGAGAAGCCCUACACGUGUUCUGAGUGCGAGAAACGCUUCAGUCAGCGCUCAACCCUUAUCUCACAUAAGAGAAUCCACACAGGAGAGAAGCCCUACACGUGCACUGAGUGCGGGAAAAGCUUCAAUCACCGUUCAGACCUUAUCUCACAUCAGAGAAUCCACACAGGGGAGACGCCCUACACAUGUUCUGCGUGCGGGAAACGCUUUAAUCACAGCUCUACCCUGAGCGCACAUAGGAGAAUCCACACGGGUGAGAAACCUUAUGGAUGCUCUGAGUGCGGGAAAAGCUUUAGUCAGUGUUGCAACCUUGUCAGACAUCAGAGAGCCCACACAGGAGAGAAGCCCUACACAUGCUCUUAGAGCGGGUAAAGCUUCAAUUGGAGUUCAAACCUUAUCACGCAUCAGAGAAUCCCCACAGGGGAGACGCCCUUCACAUGCUCUGAGUGCGGGAAAAGUGUCAAACGGAGCUCUGACCUGAUUAUACAUCAGAGAAUCCACACGGGUGAGAAACCUUAUGGAUGCCAUGAGUGUGGGAAAAGCUUCAGUGGGACCUCUGACCUUCUCACACAUCAGAAAAUCCACAGUGGAGAGAGACCUUUCAUGUGCUCUGAGUGCGGGAAAAGCUUCAAUCGGAGCUCUUCUCUUAUCACGCAUUGGAGAGUCCACACGGGUGAAAAACCGUAUGGAUGCUCUGAGUGCGGGAAAUGCUUCAAUUGGAGCUCCCAUGUUAUCAGGCACAGGAGAAUCCACACCGGUGAGAAACCUUAUGGAUGCUCCGAGUGCGGGAAACGCUUCAAUCGGAGCUCACACCUCAUCAGACAUCGUAGAAUCCACACGGGAGAGACGCUCUAUGCAUGCUCUGAGUGCGGGAAAAGCUUCAAUCAGAGUUCUGCCUUGAUCACACAUCAGAGAAUCCACACUGGGGAGACGCCUUAUACGUGCUCCGAGUGCGGGAAAAGCUUCAAUCAAAGCUCAAACCUUAUCAGACAUCAGCGAAUCCACACGGGAGAAACGCCCUACGCGUGCUCCGAGUGCGGGAAAAGCUUCAAUGACAGCUCAGCCCUGAUCACACAUCAGAGAAUCCACACGGGAGAUAAACCAUAUGGAUGUCCCGAGUGCGGGAAACGCUUCAAUCUGAGCUCAACCCUUAUUAGACAUCAGCGAAUCCACACGGGAGAAAUGCCCUACACGUGCUCCGAGUGCGGGAAAAGCUUUAGUCAGCGCUCACACCUUAUCAUACACCGGAGAAUCCACACCGGAGAGAAACCCUACACGUGCUCCGAGUGCGGGAAACGCUUCAGUGAUAGCUCAGCCCUCACCACACAUCAGAGAAUCCACACGGGUGAGAAACCUUAUGGGUGCUCUGAGUGUGGGAAAAGCUUCAAUCAAAGCUCGACCCUUAUUAAACAUCAGAAAAUCCACAUGAGAAAGAACUGGAGACGCUACACAUGCCAUGAGUGUGGGAAAAGCUUCAAUCGGAGCUCGGACCUUCUCGUACAUCGUAGAAUCCACACAGGAGAGACGCCCUACACAUGGUCUGAGUGCGGGAAAAGCUUCAAUCAGAGCUCUACCCUGAGCGCACACAGCAGAAUCCACACGGGUGAGAAACCUUAUGGAUGCUCUGAGUGCGGGAAAAGCUUCAGUCGGCGUUCAAACCUUAUCAGACAUCAGAGACUCCACACAGGAGAGACGCCCUACACGUGCUCUGAGUGCGGGAAAAGCUUUAAGCACUGCUCUGCCCUGAGCAGACAUCGGAAAAUCCACACGGGUGAGAAACCUUAUGGAUGCUCUGAGUGCGGGAAAAGCUUCAAUCAGAGCUCUACCCUGAGCGCACACAGCAGAAUCCACACGGGUGAGCAACCUUAUGGAUGCGCUGAGUGCGGGAAAAGCUUCAGUCGGCGCUCACACCUUAUCAGACAUCAGAGAAUCCACACAGGAGAGAAGCCCUACACGUGCGCUGAGUGCGGGAAAAGCUUCAGUCGGCGUUCACACCUUAUCACACAUCAGAGAAUCCACACCGGGGAGAAGCCCUACACGUGCUCCGAGUGCGGGAAAAGCUUCAAAAGGAGCUCACACCUUAUUAGACAUCGCAAAAUCCACAUUGGAGAACUAAAAAAUACAUGCACAGAGUGUGGAAAAAACUUAUGUGACUACUCAGCCCUUCUUGAUCAUCAGAGAAUCCACACAGGGGAGAGGCCCUAUGAAUGCUGUGAGUGUGGGAAAACCUUCACUCAAAGAUCAGCCCUUUCUGUUCAUCAGAGAAUCCACACGGGGGAAAGGCCCUACGAAUGCUGUGAAUGUGGGAAAACCUUCACUCAAAGAGCAGCCCUUUCUGUUCAUCAGAGAAUCCACACGGGGGAAAGGCCCUACGAAUGCCAUGAGUGUGGGAAAACCUUCAAUCGCAGCUCAAACCUUUCUGAACAUCAGAGAAUCCACACAGGUGACAGACACAGGCCCUAUGAAUGCUGUGAGUGUGGGAAAACCUUCACUCAAAGAUCAGCCCUUUCUGUUCAUCAGAGAAUCCACACGGGGGAAAGACCCUACGAAUGCUGUGAGUGUGGGAAAAGCUUCACUCACAGAUCAGCCCUUUCUGUUCAUCAGCGAAUCCACACAGGGGACAGGCCCUACAAAUGCAGUGAGUGUGGGAAAACCUUCACUAAAAGAGCAGCCCUUUCUGUUCAUCAGAGAAUCCACACGGGGGAAAGGCUCUACGAAUGCCAUGAGUGUGGGAAAACCUUCAAUCGCAGCUCAAACCUUUCUGAACAUCAGAGAAUCCACACAGGUGACAGACACAGGCCCUAUGAAUGCUGUGAGUGUGGGAAAACCUUCACUCAAAGAUCAGCCCUUUCUGUUCAUCAGAGAAUCCACAUGGGGGAAAGGCCCUACGAAUGCUGUGAGUGUGGGAAAAGCUUCACUCAAAGAGCAGCCCUUUCUGUUCAUCAGAGAAUCCACACGGGGGAAAUGCCCUACAAAUGCAGUGAGUGUGGGAAAACCUUCACUCAAAGAGCAGCCCUUUCUGUUCAUCAGAGAAUCCACACGGGGGAAAGGCCCUACGAAUGCCAUGAGUGUGGGAAAUCCUUCAAUCGCAGCUCAAACCUUUCUGAACAUCAGAGAAUCCACACAGGGGACAGGCCCUACAAAUGCAGUGAGUGUGGGAAAACCUUCACUAGCAGCUCAGCCCUUUCUAUUCAUCAGAGAAUCCACACAGAGAAGAGGCCCUAUGAAUGCAGUGAGUGUGGGAAAACCUUCACUCAAAGAGCAGCCCUUUCUGUUCAUCAGAGAAUCCACACAGGGGAGAGGCCCUAUGAAUGCCGUGAGUGUGGGAAAAACUUCACUCAAAGAUCAACCCUUUCUAGACAUCAGAGAAUCCACACAGGGGAGAGGCCCUACGAAUGCCGUGAGUGUGGGAAAAACUUCACUAGCAGCUCAGCCCUUUCUAAACAUCAGAGAAUCCACACCAGGGGAAAGGCCCUAUGA